This is a messenger RNA of Kwoniella shivajii, 2637 nucleotides long. RefSeq lists its product as uncharacterized. Gene Ontology annotation, biological process: nucleotide-excision repair; transcription initiation at RNA polymerase II promoter. Gene Ontology annotation, molecular function: ATP binding; hydrolase activity; DNA binding. Gene Ontology annotation, cellular component: transcription factor TFIIH holo complex; nucleotide-excision repair factor 3 complex; transcription preinitiation complex. NCBI's taxonomy places the organism in Eukaryota, Fungi, Basidiomycota, Tremellomycetes, Tremellales, Cryptococcaceae. The coding region runs from base 1 to 2637 and encodes 878 amino acids. The transcript has 14 exons. The record is from RefSeq and is a predicted model, not a curated record.
AUGAGUAGAUCACCUUCUCCCGCGUCUUCAUUGGACUUUUUCGAAUCCGACCCAUCGUCCGGAGAAGAAGAAUAUGUGCCAAGAAGACGUCAACGUAAAGUUGGAGCUGCAGCAGGUGGAUCUAAAAAGGUAUCUGGAGGACCCAAUGCUGGUGGACCGAAGAUCAAGAUCAACCUCGCGGCAAUAAGACGUGCUCAAGACGUCGCUGGAGCACAUCCUGCUGAUGGGCCGGUAGAAGAGGAGGACUACGGCGUUGGAGACGACGAUGAUGAAGGUUAUUUCGAUGGAAUGAUUGGUAAACGUGGUGUCGACUUGUCGAAUCAAUCGUUAAAAUCGGAUCAUGCUUUAAGACCAUUAUGGGUUGAUGACACGGGGAACAUUAUCGUUGAAGCUUUCGCUCCUUUCGCAAAGCAAGCUCAAGACUUCUUAGUGGCCAUAGCUGAACCUGUAUCACGUCCAUCGCUUAUUCACGAAUAUCGAAUUACUAAACCUUCACUUCAUUCUGCUAUGUCCAUCGGUCUUGAAACCAAAGUAAUCAUAGAGGUUCUCUCCCGAUUAUCCAAAACACCGCUAUCACCACGAUUGACGGGUCGUAUAGAAGAAUGGACUGCCUCAUUUGGAAAAGUCAGACUUGUGUUGAAGAAUAAUCGAUAUUUUCUGGAAACAUCUGUACCGGAAUUUCUUCAAACAUUGAUGACGGAUGAAGUGAUUCGGGAUUGUCGAGUGACAGCAGAAGCCGAGGCUGGGCCGACUGUGUUUGGGGCAGAACAAACCGCUAGACCAAGAAGAGAUUAUGCUAUUCCUGGAACUGAAGAAGCUAGAAGAGCGGAAAGGGGAGAAAUCGAAGCGGGUGCUAUCGGUCAGCGGAAUAGAGAUAAUGACGAUUUGAUAGGAGCGGUCAUUGGAAUAGGGGAAGCUGACGAGAUGGACGACGAGGAUGAUGCGGUACACUCAUUCGAAGUUGCUGGAGAACGCAUGGAAGACGUAAGAAGACGAUGUAAAGAUAUAGAUCUACCCGCACUGGAGGAAUAUGAUUUCCGAAAUGAUGUCCAAAAUCCUAAUCUCGAUAUUCAGUUGAAACCCAUGACAGUCAUUCGACCGUAUCAGGAGAUGUCCCUGGCGAAGAUGUUUGGUAAUGGUCGUGCUAGAUCGGGAGUGAUCGUAUUGCCUUGUGGUGCGGGUAAAACGUUAGUAGGAAUUACCGCCGCUUGUACUAUCAAGAAGAGUGCUCUAGUAUUGUGUACUUCCGCAGUGUCCGUUGCACAAUGGAAGCAACAAUUCUUGCAUUUCUCCAAUAUCUCAGAGAGGCAGAUAUGUGCGUUCACUCAGGGUGAGAAAGAGAUGUUCACUACUCCAGCUGGUAUCGUUAUCUCAACAUAUUCGAUGAUUGCGAAAACUGGUAAAAGAGCUCACGACGCCGAGAAGAUGAUGCAAUUCUUACGGUCACGAGAAUGGGGUUUCUUGCUUCUUGAUGAAGUGCAUGUUGCUCCCGCAGAUAUGUUUCGAAAGUGUAUCAACAACUUCAAAGUGCAUGCCAAGCUGGGCUUGACGGCGACGCUUGUUCGAGAGGAUGACAGGAUUGGAGAUUUAGGGUAUUUGAUCGGACCAAAGCUAUAUGAGGCGAAUUGGAUGGAUUUAGCUAAAAACGGUCAUAUCGCCACGGUUCAAUGUGCUGAAGUAUGGUGUCCUAUGACACCCCAGUUUUAUCGAGAAUAUCUACGGAAGUCGUCUCGAAAACGAAUCCUACUCCACGCUAUGAACCCUAACAAGGUACAGGCAGCUCAGUUCUUGAUUAACUACCAUGAAAGUAGAGGAGAUAAAGUCAUCGUGUUCUCGGAUAAUGUCUAUGCACUUGAGGCAUAUGCAAAGAAGCUGGGUAAAUCAUUCAUUCAUGGUGGUACCCCCGAAGGAGAGAGAUUGAGGAUUUUGUCGAGAUUCCAACAUGACCCUCAACUGAAUACAAUCUUCUUGUCUAAGGUUGGAGACACAUCGAUCGAUUUGCCUGAAGCCACUUGUUUGAUUCAAAUUUCAUCACAUUUCGGAUCCCGUAGACAAGAAGCACAGCGUCUGGGUCGAAUCCUCCGGGCGAAACGAAGAAACGACGAAGGGUUCAAUGCCUUCUUCUACUCACUUGUCUCCAAGGACACCCAGGAAAUGUAUUAUUCAUCUAAACGUCAAGGUUUUUUGAUUGAUCAGGGUUACGCAUUCAAAGUCAUUACUGAAUUACAUGGACUCGAAUCUAUGCCAAAUCUCGUUUUCAAGACAAUCUCCGAGCAGAUCUCCCUACUUGAGGAUGUGUUAAAUACCAGCGAUGAUAAAGCAGAAACAGCCGAUCAUUAUAUGAGGUUAAAUAACGGGAAACUUAUGAAAAGGCCUGCUGGAACUCAACCGACUUUAUCGACAGCUGGGUCUAUGCCUGCUGUACAAAGAUUCACAGCUCCUUUGGAGCACCUUUCAGGUGGUCAAAACCUGUCAUAUAGAGAACAAAAUAAGUCGAUAAAUAAGGAAUUGGCAAGAGAUGAAAGACAAAACAAAAGGGAUAGAGUCGGUGGAAAUGGCAAAGAUCAACAUAAUCUCUUUAAAAAACGAAAACAGGAAAUGGACGCUAUCAAGAAACAACGUGCGACCGGUGUGUAG